AGUACAGCACAGGACUUUGCCUGUUAUAGCUUCAGGAACAACUAACAACUGCAUUGCAGCUGCCUAAUGGUUUUGAAUUUGAUGAGGUGUAUUAAUGAAACAACAUAUUUUGACUCCGUUUCUUAUUGGUUUGGUGGGUAGAAGGAGACAGUCUGUGGCGUUUGCUAAAAUAGCUCCCAGUCAGCUCCUAUCGUUUACGACAGAACUGGCAUUGGAUCGUUUACACGAAUGCUCAUUUAACUGAUUGUACUAUUCAUUAUCUACCACGGUGUCUCCUCGUCUUACAGUAGGGAGCCUCACACAACAUGUCCUCUCCAGAGAUCGCCUCUCUCUCCUGGGGCCACAUGAAGGUGAAGGGAUGCCCCUCCAGCUACAAGGACUGUAAGGUCUGGCCUGGAGGUAGCCGGGCCUGGGACUGGAGAGAGACUGGGACUGACCAUUUCCCGGGAGUACAACCUGCUGAUCUGGAGGAGGUGCUGAAGAAGGGAAUAGACUUGCUGGUCAUCGGCAGAGGCAUGAGUGAAGCUCUGCAGGUUCCCUCCUCCACGUUGGACUUUGUGAUGCAGAAAGGUGUCGACGUCAGAGUCUUGCAGACAGAGAAGGCUGUUGCUGAAUACAACAGACUGGCUGGCCAGGGCGCCAAAGUGGGGGGGGUCUUCCACUCCACCUGUUGAUGGCCUUGCUGCACCAACGGAGAUGCUCUUCACAGGAUGGAGGACAGCCUGUAGUGCACCAUCCCC
This is a messenger RNA of Cottoperca gobio, 740 nucleotides long. It is a transcript of the gene aamdc, whose product is annotated as adipogenesis associated, Mth938 domain containing. Gene Ontology annotation, cellular component: cytoplasm. Gene Ontology annotation, biological process: positive regulation of fat cell differentiation. Bases 306 to 674 code for a protein of 122 amino acids. Lineage: Eukaryota; Metazoa; Chordata; Actinopteri; Perciformes; Bovichtidae. The transcript is spliced from 4 exons. The record is from RefSeq and is a predicted model, not a curated record.